Messenger RNA from Debaryomyces hansenii CBS767, 708 nucleotides. RefSeq lists its product as uncharacterized. Lineage: Eukaryota; Fungi; Ascomycota; Pichiomycetes; Serinales; Debaryomycetaceae. The transcript has a single exon. The record is from RefSeq and is a predicted model, not a curated record. The coding region runs from base 1 to 708 and encodes 235 amino acids.
AUGUUAUGUUCUUCAGCAUUCACUCCUUUGAAACCACUCCCUACAAUAAUGUUGAGCCAUCUUGCGGUUAUCUUUAUAUCACUUGUCAGUGCGGCACUCGCUGAUACCAGCUAUGACUCUACCACUACCAUUACACUUACUCCUACGAUCACAAUGACUACUACUAUUGGUUACAUCGAAGAAAUUUUUGAAACGGCGUACAUCUAUACCAAUUCAUACAGUUCGCUUACUACAACCACUGCUACUGGUAGCACCAGGUACAUUUUAGCAACGGGCACACCAUCCUCUACUUCUGAUGAGGCAGAGGUCAGCUCUAGUGUGUCUAUUACACUUGGUUCUGCUAAAUCAGAGGCGGAAGCAAGUUCGAUUGUUUCUGACUCCAGUUCAGCUGUUUCCUCGGGUUCCAAUUCAGCUAUUGUCUCGGGCUCCAAUUCGGCUGCUACCUAUGGCUCCAAUUCAGCUAUUACCUCUGGCUCCAGCUCAGUUAUUACCUCUGGCUCCAGUUCGUCUAUUACCUCUGGCUCCAGUUCGUCUAUUUCUUUCCCAUCAUACUCAGCUUUGUCGGAUGCGGCAGCCGCAGUGUCAGAAUCAACUACUUCCAUCCCAAAAGGUGACUAUUCUACGUCAACAUCCGCGACUACCACUACAUUCCAAGAUGGAUCCUCGGCUGUUAUUGAAUAUGUCGUUUUGUAUACCCAAGACUGUUAA